AUGGCAACUGCAUAUGAUACCACAUCUAUAUGUACAUCUGCAUCANAGAUUGCCACUGCUGAGAUCAUCUCGUCCAAGGAACUAAAUGCUGAUUGGCAAAGAGCUGCUUCUGGGCUACUUGUUGCGAUAGGCUCACAUUUGCCUGACCUUAUGAUGGAAGAAAUAUUUCUCUAUUUUUCUGGGGCAAAUUCAGCUUUGCCAGCUAUGGUUCAAAUACUUGCAGACUUUGCUUCUGCUGAUGCUUUACAGUUCACUCCACGACUGAAAGGUGUGCUGUCACGAGUUCUACCCGUACUUGGAAAUGUGCGGGAUGUCCACCGGCCAAUAUUCGCAAAUGCAUUUAAAUGUUGGUGUCAGGCUGCUUGGCAAUAUAGUCUUGAUUUCCCUUCACAUUCCGUUCUGGAUGGUGAUAUCAUGUCAUUUCUGAAUUCUGCUUUUGAGCUUUUAUUGAGAGCUUGGGCAACAUCACGGGAUUUUAAGGUUCGCACAUUAACUGUGGAUGCGCUGGGUCAAAUGGUUGGUCUUAUUGCGCGGACUCAAUUAAAGGGUGCUUUGCCAAGACUUGUUCCCACUAUAUUGGAAUUGUAUAAAAGAGAUCAAGAUACUGCACUUCUCGCAACAAGCAGUCUCCACAAUCUGUUAAAUGCAUCAUUACUUUCAGAAACAGGUCCUCCCUUGCUUGAUUUUGAGGACCUUACAGUUAUUUUAUCAACACUGCUUCCUGUGGUUUGCAUUUAUAAUGACUGUAAAGAGCGUUCAUCUUUUCCAGUGGGACUAAAGGCAUAUAAUGAAGUUCAGCGUUGUUUUCUGACUGUUGGCUUGGUGUACCCUGAUGAUUUAUUUUUGUUCCUUCUGAAUAAAUGCCGGCUAAAGGAAGAACCUUUGACUUUCGGUGCACUUUGUGUUCUAAAGCACCUCUUGCCAAGGUCGUCUGAAGCUUGGCAUAGUAAACGACCUUUACUUGUUGAUGCAGUAAAGUCCUUACUUGAUGAACAAAAUUUAGGUGUUCGAAAGGCUCUUUCUGAGUUGAUCGUGGUCAUGGCUUCACAUUGCUAUUUGGUUGGUCCUUCUGGGGAGUUGUUUGUUGAAUAUCUUGUACGCCAUUGUGCUUUGUCAGAUCAGGAUCAACAUGACCAUGAGAGCUCUAAGGUGAAGUUAGGGAUAUUUGGUCCAACAGAGCUAAGAGCAAUAUGUGAAAAAGGCCUUCUUUUAAUAACUUUCACAAUUCCUGAGAUGGAGGUAGACCUCAAUUGUUUUUUUACUAAGAUGAUCAUUCCACGGGUUUACACUGGUGCAUCUGCUACGGUUUGCAGAUGCAUCUCAGAAUUAUAACAUAGAUCUUAUAGCAGCCUGCUAGAUGAGUGCAAAGAUCGUGCUGAUAUUCCAAAUCCUGAGGAGUUGUUUGCCCGAUUGGUGGUGGUUUUGCAUGAUCCUCUAGCAAGGGAGCAACUGGCAACUCAUAUUUUGACGGUCCUCUAUUAUUUGGCACCUCUCUUCCCGAAGAACAUUAACUUAUUUUGGCAAGAUGAGAUUCCAAAAAUGAGAUAUGUUAGUGAUACAGAAGACCUAAAGCUGGAUCCUUCAUACCAGGAGACUUGGGAUGACAUGAUCAUCAAUUUUCUUGCAGAAUCUUUGGAUGUAAUUCAAGACCCUGCUUGGGGUGAUUUUCUUGGAAAUGCAUUUACUGAACAAUAUGUACUUUAUACGCCUGAUGAUGAACAUUCGGUUCUUCACCGUUGCCUGGGUAUGCUUCUUCAGAAAGUUGAUGACAGGGCUUAUGUUCGUGAUAAGAUUGAUUGGAUGUACAAACAAGCCAAUAUUGCUAUUCCAACUAACAGGCUUGGUUUGGCAAAAGCUAUGGGAUUGGUUGCAGCAUCCCACUUGGACACUGUGUUGGAUAAGCUAAAAGCUAUUCUGGAUAAUGUUGGGCUAAGUAUUUUUCAGAGAUUAUUAUCUAUCUUCUCAGAUGGUAGUAGAAUGGAAGAAUCAGAUGAUAUACAUGCUGCUUUGGCUCUAAUGUAUGGAUAUGCUGCAAGAUAUGCCCCAUCAACAGUUAUUGAAGCCAGAAUUGAUGCACUUGUUGGGACAAAUAUGCUUUCACGGCUUCUUCAUGUACGCCACCCAACAGCAAAGCAGGCUGUUAUAACUGCUAUUGAUUUACUAGGUCGUGCUGUCAUUAAUGCUGCGGAAAAUGGUGCAUCUUUCCCUCUGAAAAGGAGAGACCAAUUGCUCGACUACAUAUUAACUUUGAUGGGAGUAGAUGAAAAUGAUGAUUUUGCAGAUUCAAGUCUUGAACUCCUACGCACUCAGGCCCUUGCUCUAAGUGCAUGUACUACCUUGGUUUCUGUGGAGCCAAAGCUGACAAUUGAGACAAGAAAUCAUGUUAUGAAGGCCACCUUAGGGUUCUUUGCUUUACCAAAUGACCCGAUAGAAGUUAUCAAUCCACUUAUUGACAACCUUAUUACUCUUUUAUGUGCGAUUCUUCUUACGAGUGGAGAGGAUGGAAGAAGUCGAGCAGACCAACUAUUGCAUAUUUUGCGACAACUUGAUCAAUAUGUUUCUUCACCUAUGGAAUAUCAAAGGAGAAGGGGUUCUCUUGCAGUGCAUGAGAUGCUUCUGAAGUUUCGGACACUUUGUGCUAGUGGCUAUUGUGCACUGGGCUGCCAUGGGAGUUGCACGCACAACAAGCAGAUUGACCGUACUGUGCAUGGGAAUUUUUCAAACUUACCAUCGGCAUAUGUAUUGCCCAGUCGUGAAGCCCUGUGUUUAGGAGAUAGGGUCAUAAUGUAUCUUCCACGUUGUGCAGACACUAAUUCUGAAGUUAGAAAACUUUCUGCUCAGAUUCUUGAUCAACUCUUUAGCAUCUCUCUUUCACUUCCAAGGCCUGUUGGUUCAAAUUCUGGUGUGGAUAUAGAAUUGUCCUACAGCACUUUGUCCUCCCUUGAGGAUGUUAUAGCCAUCUUGAGAAGUGAUGCUUCUAUUGAUCCAUCUGAGGUUUUCAACAGAAUUGUUUCCUCUGCCUGUACUCUAUUGACAAAGGACGAGCUUGUAGGCACCUUGCAUAAUUGUACCACAGCUAUAUGCGAUAGGAUUAAGCAGUCUGCGGAAGGGGCUAUUCAAGCUGUCAUUGAGUUUGUUACAAAGAGGGGAGCUGAGCUGAGUGAAACUGAUGUUUCAAGGACUACUCAAUCUUUGCUCUCCGCUGCAGCUCAUGUGACCGAGAAACAUUUACGGUUGGAAACUCUUGGGGCUAUUUCCUCUCUAGCAGAGAACACCAAUUCAAAAAUUGUUUUCAAUGAAGUAUUGGCUACUGCUGGAAGGGAUAUAGUCACAAAGGACAUAUCUAGACUACGUGGUGGCUGGCCCAUGCAGGAUGCCUUCUAUGCCUUCUCCCAACAUGCUGUUCUUUCUUAUUUAUUCCUGGAGCAUCUUAUAUCUGCCCUCAAUGAGAGUCCUGUUCUUAAGGGUGAUAAGGAGAAAGGAGAAAUUUCAAGUCAUUUUGCUGAUACUCAGAUAGAUGAUGACAUUUUGCAAGCUGCUAUUUUGGCUAUCACUGCCUUUUUCAGAGGUGGUGGUAAGAUUGGAAAGAAAGCUGUCGAACAAAGUUAUGCUCCUGUUCUUGCUGCUCUUAUAAUCCAACUGGGAAGUUGUCAUGGUCUAGCUAGUUCUGGUCAGCAUGAACCAUUACGAGCUCUGUUAGCUGCAUUUCAGGCUUUCUGUGAAUGUGUUGGAGACCUUGAAAUGGGAAAGAUUUUGGCUAGAGGUGGAGAGCAACAUGAAAAAGAGAAGUGGAUAAAUCUUAUUGGAGAUGUAGCUGGAUGCAUCUCUAUAAAGAGGCCAAAAGAGGUUCAAACUAUUUGUUUAAUUUUGACCAAAUCCUUAAACCGUCAACAAAGGUUUCAAAGAGAAGCUGCAGCUGCUGCACUGUCAGAGUUUAUCCGCUAUAGUGCUGCAUUUAAUUCCCUACUGGAAGAGAUGGUUGAAGCCCUUUGUCGAUACGUAUCAGAUGAAUCUCCAACCGUUAGAUGCCUUUGUUUAAGGGGACUGGUGCAGAUACCAUCCAAUAAUAUUUAUCAGUACACUACUCAAGUUCUUGGUGUGAUAUUGGCAUUGCUUGAUGAUUUGGAUGAGUCAGUGCAACUGACUGCAGUAUCGUGCUUGCUAAUGAUUCUCGAGUCGUCAUCCAAUGAUGCUGUGGAACCUAUUUUGCUGAAUCUUUCUAUGCGGCUCCGGAAUCUGCAAGCGUGUAUGAAUGCGAAAAUACGAGCAAACGCCUUUGCAGCAUUUGGGAUUCUAAGCAACUUUGGCGUUGGGGAACAACGGGAGGCAUUUCUUGAACAGAUUCAUGGUGCCUUCCCACACGUGAUUCUGCACCUUUAUGAUGACGAUCUUAGUGUUAGACAGGCUUGUCGAAAUACCCUCAAACGAAUCGCCCCUUUGAUGGAAAUGGAAGGAUUGAUUGGCUUGUUCAACUUACAUGGUUUUAGUUCUGACCAUCGUGGUGACUAUGAAGGAUUUUUAAGAGAUCUCUCUAGGCUGUUAUUGCUGCAUGCUUCCUCCAGAGUUGAUAAUUGUGUUGCAUCAACAAUACAGGCUUUUGAAGCACCAUGGCCUACGAUUCAGGCAAAUGCUGUUUACUUCUCCAGUAGCAUGGUCUCUUUUUCUGAUGAUCAACGCAUAUUAGCUAUGUAUUAUACACAGGUGUUUGGGAUGUUGGUUAGUAAGAUGAGUCGCUCAACGGAGGCAAUUGUUAGAGCAACAUGUUCUUCAUCACUGGGCUUGCUACUUAAAUCAACUAACUCAGCUUCAUGGAGAACAGCUACACUUGAUCGUGUGGACUCAUAUUGCUGAGUUUAUGAUUCUGACCCUACUAAGAAGUAGCAACGUGAAUGAGAUGUGAAUGUGACAGUGUUGAUCACUAAGCUCUGAUCUAUGACCCUUUCUUUGAUUGGUGAAACAGGGAAAAAUUGUGUUGAUGGUGAUCUAUGGCCCUUUCUUUGAUGGUAUUUGAACAGAACAAAAUGGCGAAUCAGGGUAGAAAAAGUUUUGUUGAUGGUGUUUUAUGACCCUUUCUUUGAUGCUAAUUGAACAGAAACAAUUUGGUGAAUCUCUGGUAAAAAAUUGCGUCGAUCUGCUACAUAUCUUGAUGAAGUUUGAUGGUGGUGUAUGUAACAAUGAAAGAUGUACAGUUACAGUUUCUGAUACAGAUGGCCGGGUUGAGUUAUUUGUUGUAAAGCUUGUAAUAAUAACUAUGUUGUACAUUAAUUUUGUAUGUAAUUUCUUCUUUCUUUGUUAUAAUAUAAAGCGCACUUCACUUC
Messenger RNA from Pistacia vera, 5318 nucleotides. Its product is annotated as protein SHOOT GRAVITROPISM 6-like. NCBI's taxonomy places the organism in Eukaryota, Viridiplantae, Streptophyta, Magnoliopsida, Sapindales, Anacardiaceae. Gene Ontology annotation, cellular component: cytoplasm. The record is from RefSeq and is a predicted model, not a curated record.